This is a messenger RNA of Nicotiana tabacum (common tobacco), 540 nucleotides long. Lineage: Eukaryota; Viridiplantae; Streptophyta; Magnoliopsida; Solanales; Solanaceae. The record is from RefSeq and is a predicted model, not a curated record.
AUGAGAGAAAGAAGAGAAGAGAAGAAAUUAAUUGAUACCAAGAAGAGAACAGAAAUGAGAGAAAGAAGAGAAGAGAAGAAAUUAAUUGAUACCAAGAAGAGAACAGAAAUGAGAGAAAGAAGAGAAGAGAAUAAAAGAUUUGCUGGAGAAUUGCUGGAGAAAUCUAAGAAGAAGAGAAGAGAACAAAUAGAGGAAAACAUAGUUAGGGUCUUUGAGCCAAGGGCUGGGCUAGGAAACAGGGUCAUAGACGAGGUCGCUGAAGCGGAGGUGAAGUAUAACAAGCUGCGGAAAAGGGUUCGAGAGUCUGAAGCUGAGCAUAUGGCGCUGCAUAAGGCUAACAUGGAGAUGAUUAAUGAGUGGAAAGAAAGAGCUGUUAAAUCUAGCGAGAGGCUGGAAUAUCUGGAGUACAAUAACACAGAAACUUCAGACGGUUGGAGUACUCCGACACCAAAUGAUCUAGUUCUGAGGUUGGAACAAAAGAUAUUGGAGCUACAGGGAGAGCUUAAGCAGGUCCGCAACCUGGCAAAUCCCUCACCCUGA